GCCGCGGUCGCGCGAUCCGCCUUGUUCCCAAGAUGGUGGCGCUGGGCUCCCGGGUGGCUGCGGGAGGCGGCCGAGUCUGAGUGCCCCCCGCCUCUUCCUCUCACCGCCCCUCAUCUCCCCGCCUCUGGGCCGGAAGCUCGCCACGCCGCCCUCCUCGGCCUCGCGCCCCCCGCCGCCCCCGCUCGUGCGUCACCUCUGCCGACCCGGCGUGCGCUCACGGCCGCGGGCGGCGGCGCCUCCCUCGGCUCCUCCUCGGGGCCGCGCUCGUAGCAGCUCGCAGCCCAGCCGCGCCAGGCGGGCCCCGCAGCCCCCGGUGCGGACAGGCGGCGUCGGAAGCGGGCGGCUGGCCACCGAGCUCGGGCUGUCGUGCGGCCUCGGCGCCCGCUGUCCCGGCCUCGGUCUCCGGUGAGGGAAGCGCGGGUCCCGCAUGAGCGCGGGCGGCGGCGGCGGCGGCGGCAGCGACAGGGGAACGAGGCGGCGGCGGCGGCCGGAGGCGGCGGGCGAGGGCGACCACGACCAGCGAGGCGGCCGCAGCGGCGAGGGCCGCAGCCCCGGCGCGGGGGCGACCACAGGUUAAAACGCUGUAAGAUCCUGAUUUUAGAAUCCACCAGCUCCUCAGAAGUUUGGCGAAAUAUGAGUUAUUAAAUCUACGCUCAGACCAAGUUAGCAGCUAGACUGGUGUGACAACCUGUUUUUAAUCAGUGACUCAAAGCUGUGAUCCCCUGAUGUCAACGAAUGGCCACAGCUUGUAAAAGAUCGCCAGGAGAAGCGCAGUCUGACGACACUGAAGCCAGCCGAAUGAAGCGAGCCGCUGCAAAGCAUCUGAUAGAGCGCUACUACCACCAGCUAACCGAGGGCUGUGGGAACGAGGCCUGCACGAAUGAGUGCUGCGCUUCCUGCCCGUCCUUCCUGCGCAUGGACAACAAUGCGGCAGCUAUCAAAGCCCUCGAGCUCUAUAAGGUCAAUGCCAAACUCUGUGACCCUCAUCCCUCCAAGAAAGGGGCCAGCUCCGCUUACCUGGGAAACGCGAAAGGGGCCGCGAACGCCUGCUCGGACGUGAAAAUGAACAAGAAGGACGGACUAGCAACAAGAAAUGAUUUUAAAGAUGUGACUUUCCUAACUGAAGAAGUCGUAUAUGAAAUUCUUGAAUUAUGUAGAGAGAGAGAGGAUUACUCCCCUUUGAUCCGGGUGAUCGGGCGAGUGUUUUCCAGCGCGGAGGCCCUGGUGCAGAGCUUCCGGAAAGUCAAGCAGCACACCAAGGAGGAACUGAAGUCCCUCCAAGCCAAGGACGAAGACAAAGACGAAGACGAGAAGGAGAAGGCCACGGGCUCCGCCGCGGCCGCGGCCGCCGCCGCGAUGGAAGAGGAUUCCGAAGCCUGUUCCUCCCGAACGAGCGGCAGCUCCCAGAGGCUGGCCCCCGAGGACGUGUCUGUGGACAUCGAGGCCAUUCGGAGGGUCUACGGCAGGCUGCUCUCCAACGAGAAAGUAGAAACUGCCUUUCUCAACGCACUUGUGUAUUUGUCGCCGAACGUGGAGUGUGACUUGACCUAUCACAACGUGUACUCCCGAGAUGCCAACUACCUGAAUCUGUUCAUCAUCGUCAUGGAGAACAGGAAUCUGCACAGCCCCGAGUACCUGGAGAUGGCGCUGCCGCUCUUUUGCAAAGCCAUGAGUAAGCUCCCCCUGGCAGCCCAAGGGAGGCUGGUGAGACUGUGGUCCAAGUACAGCGCCGAGCAGAUUCGGAGGAUGAUGGAGACGUUCCAGCAGCUGAUCACUUACAAGGUCAUAAGCAACGAGUUCAACAACCGAAACCUCGGGAGCGAGAGGAACCUCGUCAAUGACGACGACGCCAUCGUGGCGGCUUCCAAGUGCUUGAAGAUGGUUUACUACGCCAACGUGGUGGGCGGGGACGUGGACACCAACCACAACGAGGAGGACGACGACGAGCCCCUCCCGGAGUCCAGCGAGCUGACCCUGCAGGAGCUGCUGGGGGAGGAGCGGAGAAACAAGAAAGGGCCCCGGGUGGACCCCCUGGAGACGGAGCUCGGCGUGAAGACCCUGGACUGCCGGAAGCCGCUCAUCCCUUUCGAGGAGUUCAUCAACGAGCCGCUGAACGAUGUCCUGGAAAUGGACAAGGACUACACCUUCUUCAAAGUGGAGACGGAGAACAAGUUCUCCUUCAUGACCUGCCCCUUCAUACUGAACGCCGUCACCAAGAACCUGGGCUUGUACUACGACAACAGGAUCCGCAUGUACAGCGAGCGGAGAAUCACCGUGCUUUACAGCUUAGUGCAGGGGCAGCAGCUGAACCCGUACCUGAGACUCAAGGUCCGGCGUGACCACAUCAUAGACGAUGCGCUUGUCCGGCUAGAGAUGAUCGCCAUGGAGAACCCUGCUGACCUGAAGAAACAGUUGUAUGUGGAGUUCGAAGGAGAACAAGGAGUUGACGAGGGAGGGGUUUCCAAAGAGUUCUUCCAGCUGGUUGUGGAGGAAAUCUUCAACCCUGACAUUGGCAUGUUCACCUAUGACGAAAAUACAAAGUUGUUUUGGUUCAAUCCGUCCUCGUUCGAGACGGAGGGUCAGUUCACGCUCAUCGGCAUCGUGCUGGGCCUGGCGAUCUACAACAACUGCAUCCUGGACGUGCACUUCCCCAUGGUGGUCUACCGGAAGCUCAUGGGCAAGAAGGGCACUUUCCGGGACCUGGGCGACUCCCACCCGGUUUUGUUCCAGAGCCUGAAGGACCUGCUGGAGUACGAGGGGAGCGUGGAAGACGACAUGAUGAUCACGUUCCAGAUCUCCCAGACGGACCUGUUCGGGAACCCCAUGAUGUAUGACCUGAAGGAGAACGGGGACAAGAUCCCCAUCACCAACGAGAACCGGAAGGAAUUUGUCAAUCUCUAUUCUGACUACAUUCUCAAUAAAUCAGUAGAAAAACAGUUCAAGGCUUUUCGAAGAGGUUUCCAUAUGGUGACCAAUGAAUCCCCCUUGAAGUACUUGUUCCGACCGGAGGAAAUCGAGCUGCUCAUAUGCGGGAGCCGGAAUCUAGAUUUCCAGGCGCUGGAAGAAACCACAGAAUAUGACGGUGGCUAUUCCAGGGACUCUGUUCUGAUUAGGGAGUUCUGGGACAUCGUGCACACGUUCACCGAGGAGCAGAAGCGGCUCUUCCUGCAGUUCACCACGGGCACGGACCGCGCGCCGGUGGGCGGGCUCGGCAAGCUGAAGAUGAUCAUCGCCAAGAACGGCCCCGACACAGAACGGUUACCCACAUCUCACACCUGCUUUAACGUCCUCUUACUUCCGGAAUAUUCAAGCAAAGAAAAGCUGAAGGAGCGACUGCUGAAGGCCAUCACUUACGCCAAAGGCUUCGGCAUGCUGUAGGAGCGGCGUGGAGGGAAGUGCAGGCUGAGUCCCGCGUGUCCGUGGUGUAGUGUCCGUCGGCGGCGGUCGGAUAGUGGUGAGCGGUAGUCCCCGUGUCCGCGCUCCCUCCCUCGGCCUGAGGCGGGGACGGCAGGUUUCAGCUCCUCCUGUGAACAAACCCUUUCUUACUUUUCUGCGUGGAAGUGUGCCUCACCUUUCACUGUGUGUACAGAGAGGUUUUCUGAAUAUUUAUUUUAAUGGUUGUUAAAUCCCUUCUGCUUGUGUUUAUUACUGCUUGAGGUUGAGCCUUUUGAGUAUUGAGAAAACAUGUACCACCAAACUGCUCCCCUAGGGACGCGCGCCACAUCUGUAGACCACGUGACCUUCAAGUAAGUAUGUGCUCUCUGCGUCCCUGUAUCUAACUCCAAUCAGGAACUGUAUUUUUUUUAAACAAUUUGCUUUUGAAACUUGAAGUCUUGAAAACAGUGUGAUGCAUUCGCUGCUGUUCUAGUCCCCAAAGAGCUUUCUGUGCAAAACCUUGAAAUCAAUAAAGAUGGAAGGGAGACCUCGGAA
This is a messenger RNA of Eptesicus fuscus (big brown bat), 3930 nucleotides long. It is a transcript of the gene UBE3A, whose product is annotated as ubiquitin protein ligase E3A. NCBI's taxonomy places the organism in Eukaryota, Metazoa, Chordata, Mammalia, Chiroptera, Vespertilionidae. The transcript is spliced from 13 exons. Gene Ontology annotation, biological process: protein polyubiquitination; ubiquitin-dependent protein catabolic process. The record is from RefSeq and is a predicted model, not a curated record. Bases 736 to 3378 code for a protein of 880 amino acids. Gene Ontology annotation, molecular function: ubiquitin protein ligase activity.